AUGGCGGACAAACUCCAGAAAUACAAAUUCACCGCAAGCACUAGCAAACAAGCUAACCCGAAGCCUACCACGAGGAACACAGCCAAAUUAGCCACACAGGGCGGAGCGACCCACACCGCACCCACCCAUCCCUCAGGUGAAGUCCCAGGUAUGGCUGAAGACUUGAAAGCGGAGAUUCUGGCCAGCAUAAGGGAAGACCUAAAAAACGUUAUAAGAGAUGAGCUCAAAUCGGCGCUGGCAGACGAGAUUAGCUCGAUCAAAAACGACCUACAAGGGCUAAAGACGCUAAUCGCUAACGAUGUCACCGCUAUCCGUGCUGACAUGGAGCUUGUAAAGACAGAUGUAAACGAGCAUCCGAAGCUGAAGGAGGAACCGAAACUUUCAAAAGAUCUAGAUUUGGGAGGUACAGCAGGAACAUCUGUUGGCAGCCUGAGAUGCAAAAGCUGUGGCUUCUAUUCACUUUCUAAAGGCCUUCAGGUUCUUUCUCACUUGGUCUGGUGGAACAAGAGCUUUGAUGGGUGA
Menidia menidia (Atlantic silverside) is the source of this 522-nucleotide messenger RNA. Lineage: Eukaryota; Metazoa; Chordata; Actinopteri; Atheriniformes; Atherinopsidae. The record is from the annotation of a GenBank genome assembly.